Molecule: messenger RNA, 210 nt
Organism: Iphiclides podalirius (scarce swallowtail)
Lineage: Eukaryota; Metazoa; Arthropoda; Insecta; Lepidoptera; Papilionidae
Source: the annotation of a GenBank genome assembly
AUGGGAAAGGGACAACAAUAUGACGCAUCCCAUACCAAGGGGCAACCGACCGCUUCGCACGCCAUAAACAACACGAUCGGAGCGAAACAAAUUCGAAAUUCGAAUUUCGGCGCGAACUCAACGCCACGCCGCCGGCCGUUCGAUCCGAGGGCCAGGCGAAAGUCGACCGUAAACUGCGGUGACAGAUCUCAAAUCGGCUCGACGUCGCAA